Molecule: messenger RNA, 599 nt
Organism: Rotaria sp. Silwood1
Lineage: Eukaryota; Metazoa; Rotifera; Eurotatoria; Philodinida; Philodinidae
Source: the annotation of a GenBank genome assembly
AUGAAUAUAAAUGAACCAAGAUCAGAUCAAUCAAUAAGUCCUACUGGUCAAGCAAGUCUUAAGGGUGUAAAUUUACGAAUAGGCAUUAUUGAGUCAGUUCCAUUUUUAAUAGUUGACAAUGCAAUAGAUGCAUCUGGACAAACUAUACAAGAAUAUAGUGGCUAUAUACUAGAUCUUAUUGAUAUUUUACAAAGUCAAUUAGGAUUUAUUCCAAUUCUUCAAUUAGCACCAUCAACUAUGACAUAUAAUGGAUUAAUUCAAGCAGUAAAAGACGGUAUUUAUGAUAUAGUGGUAGCUGAUAUAACUGUUACCGCUGCCCGAAGAGAGGUAGUAAGUUUUUCUAAUCCUAUAUAUGAUAAUGCUUUAUGUAUUGUAAUGCGACAAACACGUGAUAUUAGUAUCGAUCUGUUUGCAUUCUUGAAGCCAUUUGCACUUAAUCUUUGGUUAGUAGCAUUAGCUACUUUAAUCUAUGCUGGUAUGAUAAUGUGGUUCGUGGAGAGACAUAAUAAUGAAGAAUUAGAAAAUCGAUCAGUAUUGUCUCAAAUUGUAUUGAGUAUAUGGUAUUGUUUUGGUAAUGUUGUUGGAUUUGGUGUGGAUUU